UGGUUGAAAAGAAAAUUAUUAUUUUUGAAGCAGGCGCGUCCCAAGGGCAUCUCAUGUCUACUCAUUUACCCUACCAAAAGACGGACCAAAACCAACAAAAAAAAGCUCAAGUCAAGAACCAAAAGCAAAGUCUCAAGUCCCCCACAGAAACAAGAUCAAGAAAAUCACACCCACAAACAAUUCACGACCACCACAAAAUGAUAGAAGACCGCCGUGCCCGGCCUCCCCAUGCCGCCAUCUUGGCGGUGGUGGUGGUUUUAGUCAUGGUAGUGCCGACAUUACUCGGCGACCAAGGUGAAGCCCUUACCGAGUUCAUCGCAGAGAUGCUCAGCCCGGUUGGGCUCCUCCUCCUCCCCAUAAUCCUCCUCCUCAUCAUCCGAUUCCUCUCCUCCGACAGUGGCUCAUUCGUCUCGAGCAUCUUCUCCACCGGAGAACCCAAUACCAUCCACCGUGUCAGUGGCUCGCCGGUCGGAGUUGCACUUGUUCUUGUACUCGUCUUAUUCCUCCUUUAUAACCGUGUAUCAAUCUUUGGAGGUGAUGAUGAUUCAGGAGAUUAAGCUCAAAAACAUAAACUAUUAUACAUGCGUAUAUGUGGAUGUGAAUAUUGUAUUGUUUUACUUGUACGGUAUUAUGAUCUUGCUUAAAAUUUGCUUUUCUGUAAUAAUCUUAUUCUUGAUAAUAAUUGAGAUAUCUUUGAUGGGAUUACUUCAUUUUCAGGGAUCUUUAAUAUGUGUAGAAGUAAAUAGUGAGCAUAUUUUGUACCAACGUAGGGUAUGAGUUUGUAUGAACAUGGAGGAGACUACUACUUGACAGAAGUAUCCUUUUGUUGACA
Olea europaea var. sylvestris is the source of this 832-nucleotide messenger RNA. RefSeq lists its product as uncharacterized. NCBI's taxonomy places the organism in Eukaryota, Viridiplantae, Streptophyta, Magnoliopsida, Lamiales, Oleaceae. The record is from RefSeq and is a predicted model, not a curated record. Bases 54 to 557 code for a protein of 167 amino acids. The transcript has a single exon.